Messenger RNA from Patiria miniata (bat star), 2975 nucleotides. Its product is annotated as organic cation transporter protein-like. Gene Ontology annotation, molecular function: transmembrane transporter activity. The coding region runs from base 93 to 1877 and encodes 594 amino acids. The transcript has 10 exons. The record is from RefSeq and is a predicted model, not a curated record. Gene Ontology annotation, cellular component: membrane. Gene Ontology annotation, biological process: transmembrane transport. Lineage: Eukaryota; Metazoa; Echinodermata; Asteroidea; Valvatida; Asterinidae.
UCGUAAGCGCGGAGGUGAAUAAAAACCUACCAGUUGUCGGGCCCAAACAACACGUCACGGCUCACAGCCUAUAAUACAUGUACUUCACAUGAAUGCAUUUCAGUUCUCAAGACAGACUGCGUUUACACGGCAACAAACGACCAACUUUCGCUAUGCAGUACGAGGACAUUUUGCAGCACAUUGGCCAUUUUGGCAAAUACCAAAAACGGUUUGUUGUGCUUCUGUCCCUGAUACAACUCCCAACGAUAUUUCAUUUCUUAGCUCAGGUGUUUCUGGCGGCCAACGCCGAUCAUUGGUGCCUGGUCCCGGCCAGCCAGGCCGUCAACUGCAGCCUGCUCCAGCUCGACUCGUCUGCCUGCCAGGAAGCACAGAAGAACCAGAGCAUCCCGUACGAGUUGGACUCCCAGGGAAGUCGAGUUUACUCCUCGUGUGAGCGAUACGUGUUAGAUGAUGAGGGAGAAGGCGACCAAGGUACCAACUCGACGGAUGUCGUCGCCUGUGAUGCUGGCUGGGAUUUCGAUCGAUCUCGCUACAUAUCCACCAUAAAUGAUGAGUUUAGCCUGGUUUGCGACCGGGAGGAUUUGGCAGGCCUGGCCCAGUCAGUCUGGUUUGCUGGUCUGCUGACGGGGUCCUUGGUAUGGGGUUCGGUGGGUGAUUGGUUGGGAAGAAGGAAGACAUCUUUCCUCAGCCUAGCCCUCGUCGCCGUCUCAUCAAUUGUGACGACCUUCGCUCCGAACUUCGCUGCUUUUGCCGCCUUGCGUUUCAUUACGGCAGCCUGUGCAUUCGGAGCCUUCCUCAUGACGUAUAUUAUCUCUUCGGAGAUAGUUGGACCGAGCAAGCGCGUGCUGGUCGGGACCGUGGCGGCAAUAUUCGCCUCCAUUGGCUACGUCAUCCUGUCCAUGCUUGCAUACUUUAUACGGGAUUGGCGCCACCUCCAAUUAGCAAUUUCGCUUCCAUAUGUUGUGGCGUUCCUACUCGUAUUAGUUGUGCCCGAGUCUCCCCGCUGGCUGAUUUCGAAGGGUCGCUUCAAAGAAGCCGAGAAAAUCAUCACAAAAAUCGCCAAAGUCAACGGCACCAAGGUUCCGGAAAACCUGUUUGAAAGUCUUGAGAACAUCCAGGAAAAUGAAACGGAUCCGAAGUCCAGCUCCGCUCGUCGGACGACCGUCUUGGAUCUUUUCCGGACCCCAAACAUCCGCAAGAAGACUCUGGUUAUCUUCUUCAACUGGUUUGUGACCAACAUGACGUACUAUGGGCUAUCCCUCAGCACCUCCUCACUGGGCAUAGAUGACUACGUGGCCGCCUUUGUAUCCGGUGCCUUGGAGGUACCAGCCGCCCUUUUUAACUGGUUCGUCAUGGAGAAAUUCGGCCGACGUUUCUCCCUGUCGGCUCUCUUUGUGUCCGGAGGCGUCUUCUGCCUGAUAACCACCUUCGUUCCUCUCGGUGCUGGCCGGGUCGCGGUGGCUAUGAUUGGCAAGUUCGCCAUUACUGCAGUAUUCAAUCACAUUUAUAUCUACAGUAGUGAGCUCUACCCGACCGUAAUCAGGGGUAUCGGCCUGGGAGCAUCUUCCAUGGUAGCCCGCGUGAGUGGGGUGCUUUGCCCCAUCAUCUUGAUCCUUGGCAAAUACUGGCAACCACUGCCUCUCUGUGUCUUCGGAGGCAGCUCCGUGCUGGCCGGGAUGCUGUCUCUGAUGCUGCCGGAGACCUUGGGCCGUGACAUGCCGGACACUAUUCAAGACGGAGAGCAAGCCGGGAUGGGUCCAGGGCUCAGUGUGUGCCGCAGGAAAGAUCUUAAAGACGGCCUUGACUCCAAACCUCCCGAGAACCACCUUCCACUCUCCACAAACAACAAAUCUGCGACUGAGCCGGUGGCGAUCUGAGGUCUGAAGUUAAAAGUCGAAGUCCCAAGCUGUCUUUGUCUUGUCAUUUUCUUAAUUGGUUCGUUGGCUAAGAAUCGCUGAAACAGUGUUAAGCUUUAUAUUACUGAAUGACUUUAAAAGAAGUAAAUGACAACCGUUUUAAACUUAUUUUUCUCAUUACCAGCUUCCUACUUCAUGAUUUACUUUUUUUCUGAAAAUUAAAACUAGUCGAUUAAAAAUAUAUGGUUCGUUAGUUAGUUAGUUCGUUAGUUCGUUCAAUUCAAUUCAAUAUUACAUUUAUUUCCAUACUGAAACAAUAAUAUAACAGAAGCAAAAUACAAUAUUGUGGAGGCACAAUCCUAAUAAGACAAGGUUUGUAGCUGAGUGCCUUUAGAAGAGAAAACAAAGACAUUUCGUUAGUUAGUUAGUUCGUAACAAACGUUGACAUUGUCCAUUGCUUCUACAUUUUUUGGACCGAUUUCAACCAAACUUUGUCAAACUUAGUAUCCGUGCUAGCACAGCCCCAACAUGUCACAUGACCAGACUGGGGUCAAAGGUCAUCAUGGGGUCCAGGUCAAAUAACGUCAAAUUUCAAAUAAGCUCUUGGCAAAUAACAAAAGCGCUGUCAAGAUGUUGGCCUUGGUCACACAUGUUUAAAAUAUCCAUGUGACCUCUUCGUCUGACCUACAGUUACGGGGUCAAAGGUCAAUAUAAGGUUAACACAUAUUCGUUGGCCCGCAGCUUCCGAGAUCCGAUCGAGCUUGUUUUAAUUUUAACUGAAACUUUGUAUAAAAACAAGUAAAGUUAUUUUAUAGAUUAUUUAUCACUUACAAAAUAUGUAAUUUAUUAUUUAUAUAGGAGAAACGUGGAAUACUGAUGCAGGUUUAUGUAUAGGUCUAGGCUUAUCUAACUGGACUUUCUUCUGCGUCUGUUUAAACAUUUUAAUAUUUUCCGAAAUUUUUGAUUUAUCAUUUUGGUCGGUUGGUGGAAGGAUUUAAAGAGAUUUUAGAAUUGUUUGUACUGGUUUAAGGGUAUAUAUACAUAUAUAUUUAUAGGAGAAACGUGGAAUACUGAUGCAGGUUUAUGUAUAGGUCUAGGGUUACUGCCAAAAAAAAAAAA